Molecule: messenger RNA, 4189 nt
Organism: Alosa sapidissima (American shad)
Lineage: Eukaryota; Metazoa; Chordata; Actinopteri; Clupeiformes; Clupeidae
Gene: sstr5
Product: somatostatin receptor type 5
Exons: 3
Coding region: 525-1745 (406 amino acids)
Biological process (GO): regulation of insulin secretion; cellular response to glucocorticoid stimulus; neuropeptide signaling pathway
Cellular component (GO): membrane; neuron projection
Molecular function (GO): somatostatin receptor activity; neuropeptide binding
Source: RefSeq, a predicted model, not a curated record
CAACGAAUCUUUAAACUUUCCGAUGGUUUAAUUCUAGUUCGAGAUCUAUAAAAUCUGUAACCACAUCCGUGCACUGAGCUAUCUGUAUAUCAAUAUAAAAUGACAGCGACCAGGAUGCUUUGGCAAAGGACAGUGAACUUCGAUAUCUUUGGAUACACUAUUUUGACAGGUUUAAAGAGAGUUGCCAUUUAUUUGUACACAUGUUGAAGCUUUAUUAUAAUAUGUUUUCGGAUUCCCGGGUAAAAUAUUGUAUUUCAACUGACUGAGAUUUACCUCGAUGGGCGACGAGAGAGGAGAGGACAACGAAAGACAAACCAUUCAGAUAUUCAAGAUAUCGUGCGGGGGACUCAUUGAAUAAACUGCUGGACUGCUGUUUGACCAAGUCGAAAACAAGAUGUGACUCAGCACAGUUUAUGUGUUUAAAGUGCUGAAACACCUUGGUCUGUGGAAGCCUGUCCAGUUCUCCUCUCUCCGCUUGGCUCUGUCCGCUCUUCUGUCCACUCACCCUUGCAGUGAAGAGGGGUAUGGAGUCCACAGAAGGCCCAGUUGGAGUGACCCUGAUGAGUGACCUCAACUUGUCCACUGUAGGCAUGAUGGACGGCAUCUCGGAGGAAGGGGGGAAUUUCUCCACCAACUUCUCUGACCACAGCGUGCCGUUCCAGGGCAGCAGCUCAAUGAUGACGGCCGUCAUCUCGCUGACCGUGUUCCUGGUGGGACUGACCGGCAACACCCUGGCCAUCUACGUGGUGCUGCGCUACGCCAAAAUGAAGACGGUCACCAACAUCUACAUCUUCAACUUGGCGGUGGCCGACGAGCUGUACAUCCUCGGGCUGCCCUUCCUGACCACCCAGAACGUCCUCUCCUACUGGCCGUUCGGCUCCUUCCUCUGCCGCGUGGUCAUGACGGCCGAUUCGCUGAACCAGUUCACCAGCAUAUUCUGUCUGACGGUCAUGAGCAUUGACCGCUACCUGGCCGUGGUGCACCCCAUCCGCUCCACCCGGUGGAGGCGGCCGCGCGUGGCCCGUGUGGUCAGUGCGGCCGUGUGGGCCGUGUCCUUUGUGGUGGUGUUGCCCGUGGUGGUGUUCUCAGAUGUCCAGGACACCUUCCGUUCUUGUAACAUGAACUGGCCAGAGCCACACAACGUGUGGUCCACCGUGUUCAUCCUCUACACGGCCAUCUUGGGUUUCUUCGGGCCACUGCUGGUCAUCUGCCUUUGCUACCUGCUCAUUGUGGUGAAGGUGAAGUCGUCGGGGGCGCGGGCCGGCUUCACCAAACGGCGGCGCUCGGAACGUAAGGUGACCCGCAUGGUGGUGGUCAUCGUUGUGGUAUUUGUCCUCUGCUGGCUGCCCUUCUUCAUCAUCAACAUUGUCAACCUGGUGGUCAUCCUGCCGGAGAGCAGCGCCAUGGCCGGCAUCUACUUCUUCUCGGUCAUCCUCUCCUACGCCAACAGCUGUGCUAACCCACUGCUGUAUGGCUUCUUGUCUGACAACUUCAAGCAGAGUUUCCGGAAGGUGCUGUGUGUGCGUAAAACCAAUGGUGUGGAGGACGGCGACCCCAGCCAACCGCGUACAGAGAAGACCACUACGCAUGACACCUUCCUGACGCCUCGCAACAACGACUUCAAUGGCCAAGUGCAGAGCAGCCAGGUGUCUCCUCACACUCCCAACCUCGGGACUUCUGCCUCUCACGCUGCAGACCUCAGCUUGCACUCUGUUGCCACGUCAACCUCCAGCCAUGACCUCUGAACCUCUGUCAGCACUUCAGCACCCAUAGGUGGAGAGACUGCGCUUUUUCAGCGCGCCAGCCAUGUAACGUGGACGAGUGCUGAGAACAGUGGCUACAAACCGGAGGUUGUGGGCUGGAACUCAAGCUGGAACUCAAGCACGGCCGACUCCAGCGGGUACUCUUUCAAAGACUCAGUGUGGGAAAAGGUUAUUCUGCAAGAUGGCAAAAUUGCACACUGAGGUACUAACACCCACACCCACUUCUAGACUAGCAGAAGUGUAGAAGUCAGUCAGAUUAUCUCUCUCUCUCUCUCUCACACACACACACACACACACACACACACACACACACACACACACACACACACACAUAAAAUAUGACUCACUAUUCCUCACCAAACUGCAGGUCUGUAGAAAGAAAAAAAAGAUGCAUAUCUUACUCUUUCUAUCAGAUGUUCUUUAAACCUGUGAAGUUUGAAACUCAUGCCAAACCAAAGCCUCAGAGUACACUGAAUAUAAACUUUCACAUUUUAUCUAAAAUAGCCCGCAGCCAAGUUGCCUUUCCAAAAGCACAUUAAAAGCAAAGUGCAAAUUAACAUAGCACACAGCACAAACGCACACACACAGGGACACACACAUACAUGUGCGCACGCGCGCGCAAAUACACACACACCCAUAUGCACUUGCACACACAGUCUAAGUAGUUAAUUGAUCAAUGGACUGCAGAGGAUUUAACACAUACCUGAUUACUUCUGUUAAUAAUUGAUUUAUUUUUCUGUUUCAUUUGGCCUGUAAACAUUGCAGAACAGUAGGCUAUUUUGCAUGUAGAAUGUAUGUGGCUUUAGCUAAGCAAAUCAAACUCAAGUUGUCCCUCCUUUAGUGUAAUGCCAGUACUAUUCAAGGCAAUUGUUCUUCAGCUGUAGUAAAAUUCCAUCACUGACAUAUCAUGAACAUAGAGGCAAUUUCUGCUAUUUUUUGUGUCCAAUAUGAAUUUAGUGCUGUGAAUGUCCUAAUGAUCUCAACUCGAAUUUGAUUAUAUAGUUAUCAUACAAGCCAAUUUAUAUAUAGUCCGGGCGAUAAAUGUUGCUCAACAAAAAAUGAUGUAAAAGCAACAUUUGUAUCUGCAAUGAUAUUGCACAGCUUGUUGUACACAUUGAAACAUUUGAGAGGACAAAGAGCUUUUGGUUUUUGUUGCUCACUCUAAUUGUAUGAGAAGAGAUUAUAUGGAUGCUUUGCUUAAUUGACACGGAUCUGGCUAUUUAAUGUUUUUAGCUUCCCUGGAAGCUAGCAGGGCAAACUGUUGAGUUUAGAUUUUAUGAAACAUUAAUUUCUUAACAGUCAAACAGACAUGAUUUCAAUAAUUUUGGGAAGUAAUCGGAUCAUAAAAUUUAAAAGGCAGUACAAGCUGGAGGCAGGAUUGUUCUGUUGUCUGGUGCAUCACAUUUUUUGUCGAACGGCUCUUGGACUAUAAACUCGCCUUAAGAGGAAUCCAGUCAUUACUUGGCUCUGUGCAGAAUACAUGAUUAGCUCUAGUGAAUUUAUUUGUAUGCUUUUUGAUGUAGGGGCCUGCAUUUUAGAAUGCAAAACAGUGUCUUUAUGUAUCAUUAGCUUUACAGUUAGCAUUUCUUCUUGCUAGCCAACAUCCCUGCCAGGGUGUCCAAGAGCACUGCACAGACCAUUAUCCACACUCUUGUAAAAGCCCAUACGCCUGUACACAAAACAAUAUUUAGAGUUCUUUACUUAUUAACUUCCAUAAUAGGAAAUAAUCUGUUGCUUUCAGCUGCUUUGUUACUGUUCAAUACUAAUACUGUAUGCUAGCUUUGCAAACGAAUGGCUACUUUGUGGUAUACAAAGUCAUGGUGUCUUUGUGGUAUGGCUGAUAGACAUGUGUGGCCUUGUGUGUGUGGUGUGUGUGUGUGUGCGUGUGUGUGUGUGUGUGUGUGUGUGUGUGUGUGUGUGUGUGUGUGUGUGAAGGGUGUGGGAGGUUGUGAUUUGUCUAUAUAAUGUUUUUACCUCGUUUCCAAUGAAUCCAUAGUUGUAACGUACUGCAGCCACAUUUUGAGCUCUUGCAAUGGGUCCAACCAGUUAUGUCAUUUCUUCAUUACACAGUGUCACUAGACUGACUUCAUUGAGUAACAGAAAGCACUCAGGUGCAAAGCACCAUAUCCAAUUCUUUCUUCUCAGUGAUCACGAAGGAGAUGAUGAUGAAAGGAAACAAUCCAAAAAGUCAUUAUGAGCCAGCAUCCCUCAGGGACUAAGGCUGUGGUCAGUAUUGAGUGAAGAUAAUAGACUAUGAAUUGAACAUUGAUCUCGUAUCAGCUUUUGAAAUUAGCCAUGCUAUUUGAAAUGUUUUCAAGUGAUGUAAUUAUUGUUUGCGAAAGCUGUGCUUGCCAGCAACAGAGUUAGUAUGGGUUUUUCCUGUCAGUCAGUCGAUCUGUCUGUCUGCCUGCCUCCCUGUCUCCAUC